UCCUCGUUGAGAUACUGACAGCAGAGCAAUACGCCUGGCCGGGGCUUGCAUUGAGACGCGAUGAUGAGGCAGGCAGCUCCUGACAUGUUUUAGUUUCAUAUCGGAGGAUGUUUGCAUAGUUCUCUUCUGGAGAAAACAAAACAACAAACCGGCUGCAUCAGGUUACGAUGCGUUUUUAAUCUGGCAUCAGGAAAGUCUGUUCUGUGUCAGCUAAUCAAAAAGAGCAAAAUAGGUGUUGUUGGAAACUAUAAAACGAAGCAACUGUAUCAGCAAAACAAACCAAAUCCAAUAGUCAUGGAGAGGGAGGAGCGGGGAGUCUGAACAGCAACAAGCAUCAACAUGCAACAGAACUGAACAGAGCAGCGAGAGGAAGCACUCUGACUACCGGAAAAAAAACACUACCGCCCAGCUCACAGGACAACACGGGUCUCACACUAGAGCUGUCUGUCUAGUCGGGGGGUUAGGAAGAUGCAUCCCAGUCGGGCAGUGGUACAAGACGGUAACGCGAGCACAGUGGUACUGGGUUCGGGCAGCGGCAGGGGCAGUGUGUCCAGGCUGCUACAACAGAGCAACGCAUUGCCAGCCAACAGCAGCCGAGACCCCGCGCGUCCUGAGUACCAUCACAACCAGCAGCAGCAGCACUAUCGCUGCCACGGCUCCAGCCUCAUGAGAGACCCCGGCCAGCGACACCCAGAGCCGGCGCAGCUGCUCCACAGGGCGCUGGAGUUCAAGAGCCAGGGGACCCAGUGCUACAAGGAGAAGAAAUACAGGGAAUCCAUCGGGAAGUACCACAGGGCGCUACUGGACAUGAAAGCGCUACACACGCUGCUCGGGGAUCAAGCUACCACGAUGUGUCCGUCCUCAGCGGAGCGUCCGCAGGGGGGUACGCCGGGGCUGAGCGAGGAGCAGAAGGAGAUGGUGGAGAACGCCGAGGUCGAGUGUUACAACAGCCUGGCAGCCUGUCUGCUGCAGAUGGAGCUGGUGAACUACGAGAGAGUGAAGGAGUACUGUCUGAAGGUGCUCAGGAAGGAAGGGGAGAACUUCAAGGCUCUGUACCGCUCUGGAGUGGCCUACUACCACCUGGGGGACUACCACAAGGCCCUGCACUACCUCAAGGAGGCCCGGAAACAGCAGCCCACAGAUACCAAUGUUAUCCGCUACAUCCAGCUGACGGAAAUGAAACUCCGUCGCUCUGCUCAGCGGCAGGAGGAGGCCUUGUAAACAGAGCCUGUUGCUAUGGGAACACACCAGGAGCAGCGUCUGUGAGCUCUGAAAGCUGCUUCAUCAACCAGUCACAACUCUGGACACUGAUUGGAUAUGUGCCUGCGGUUUCCAAUGGCUGAGGGGAGGUGGGCGGAACUGGGGCAGAGCCUGGCAUGUGGAGUUUUGGGGUUGUUUUGAGUCACUGUUAGCACUGUUUGUCCUUUGUUUAUGUAAGUAACAAAUUAUCCACAUUCAUAUUCUUCCUUGCAAAAUGGUUUAUUUUUUCACUACCCACACAGAGCUGUCCUACUCAAAAAUCAAUACAGACACUUAAAGGCAUCAGCUUAAACUGCAGUGCUCUGCUUCUCACAAGCUGUACAUCCACUAAUGGAAAACAGCUUUGCUGUGGAGCACCAGACAGGGGGGUCAUUAACUUUUAAAACACAAGCUUUCAACACUGCGGUGGGUGAACUGUAUUGAUUCAAUGGAUUGGAGUUCUUCUCAUUUUUAAUGCUGUACAAGUCAUGAGAAACAGUCAAUACCAAGACAUGAGAAACACAGUCAAUACCAAGUCAUGAGAAACACAGUCAAUGCUGUACAAGUCAUGAAAAACACCGUCAAUACCAAGUCAUGAGAAACACAGUCAAUGCUGUACAAGUCAUGAAAAACACAGUCAAUACCAAGUCAUGAGAAACACAGUCAAUGCUUUACAAGUCAUGAAAAACACAGUCAAUACCAAGUCAUGAGAAACACAGUCAAUGCUUUACAAGUCAUGAAAAACACAUUCAAUACCAAGUCAUGAGAAACACAGUCAAUACCAAGUCAUGAGAAACACAGUCAAUGCUGUACAAGUCAUGAAAAACACAGUCAAUACCAAGUCAUGAGAAACACAGUCAAUGCUGUACAAGUCAUGAGAAACACAGUCCAUACCAAGUCAUGAGAAACACAGUCAAUACCAAGUCAUGAGAAACACAGUCAAUACCAAGUCAUGAGAAACACAGUCAAUACCAAGUCAUGAGAAACACAGUCAAUACCAAGUCAUGAGAAACACAGUCAAUA
Messenger RNA from Acipenser ruthenus (sterlet), 2262 nucleotides. RefSeq names its product tetratricopeptide repeat protein 9A. Bases 469 to 1221 code for a protein of 250 amino acids. The transcript is spliced from 3 exons. NCBI's taxonomy places the organism in Eukaryota, Metazoa, Chordata, Actinopteri, Acipenseriformes, Acipenseridae. The record is from RefSeq and is a predicted model, not a curated record. Gene Ontology annotation, molecular function: protein binding.